GUUUGUCUCACCGGUGUCGUCGAUGUAUGAUGCAUCAUCUGGUGGAGUGACUUCGGUACAACUUGUCCCGUUACAAAACCGCCGCCGACGCCGGAACCAUGGAGAGCGAUUGUUUUACGUGCGGUCAAAAAGCCGAAAAGUUCUUCCCAAUCGCCGAUCCCGGAGGGGAGGAAUCCAAGCGCAACAUCCGUCUGGUCAUGUGCCAGCAUUUUUGGUUCAAGGCGGAUGACCUGAAGAGCGCGAUCAUCUGCGAGCUAUGCUGGGACAAGGUCGAUGAGUUCCACCGGUUCUACCAGGAGGUGAAGACACUGCAUGAGGAUCGCGAAGAUUCGAAACCGUUGUCGGAUUUCAUCAAACAGGAAGAGAUUGAGAUCGAAGCGUGCGUUAUUCCUGGAAUCUACCCGGUGGUGGCGCUGAACGUCGAGGAAACAGCGAAGGAGGAAGAAACCGAGGAGUGCAAGUCGGAGGCUUCCGAUAGAUGUAGUGAUGUGCCCUCGGCGGUGUCAGGCGACAGUUGUUCUCCAGUUAGAAAACGUCGACGGACGGGUAAAAGAGAACAAAAGAAAAAGAGUUCUGGGCCCAGAAUCGUUCGCAAGAGGAAGAAGGUUUCGCCGGAACAGCAGAAAGCAGAGGAUGAUGUCAUCAAGAAGCAUAGGCCUUAUUUGUGCGAAGACUGCGUGGUGGAGGAAUUUGAGGACUUCGAUUCGAUUCGUCGACACACGGUGCAGAAUCAUGACAAGCCGUACAUCAUAUGCUGCGACAAUCAGUACCGGACCCGAGCAAUACUCUACCAGCAUGUGCAGAGCGUGCUGAACCCACAGUCGAUCCAGUGCGAGCUUUGCUACCGAACGUUCAAAUUCCAGAGUGGGUACGACCGGCAUAAAGAGGAGGUUCACGCCGAUGAACAUCUGCUGAUAUUCAAAUGCGAUCGAUGUCCGAAAAGUUUCCCCAAGCAGAAGCUGCUGAAGAGGCACCUGAACGAGCAUGAAACAUUGGAGAAGGAGAAGGCCAAAUGCGAAGUGUGCGGUAAAUGCUUCCGAACACAGCUGCAUAUGAAACGCCAUGUGACGCAAGUCCACGAGAAGAUAUUCGAGUUCAUGUGCGAGAUUUGCUCGAAGGGAUUCAUGAAGCGUUCGGAGCUGAAGGAUCACCGCCAGUACCACGAGCUGACGGCGGACGAGAUGAAGAAGCAGUGUCCCAUUUGCAACAAGUGGCUGAAGAACCUCCGGUACUGGAAACGCCACGUGGGUCGGCACCAAAACGAGGGGGAACACAAGUGCGAACAAUGCAAUCACGUUUCGGUCAAUCUGGUGUCGCUGAAGCUGCACAUCGAGCGGAAGCACGGACCGAACAUCAAGAAGUAUGUGUGUGACCUGUGCGGCAAGGAGUACUCGCGGCCGGUCACGCUGAAGGAACACAUUGCCAAUGCUCACACGGGGAAACCAUUGUACCAGUGUCAGUUCUGCGACAAGAGUUUCUUCUCCAAUGCGACGAUGUAUGCCCACCGGAAAAAGGACCACCCACAGGAGUGGCUGCAGGAUCAUAAGGCGAAGUAUGCUAAUAGUGCGGAACAGGGUGAAGCAGGUAACGGAAGUGGGAACUAGUAUGUUUGCGACUUUUGAUUCCUCAUUCGAUUAGUUUGUUAGGUUCCUUGUUUAAGCUAAGAACACGAAAUAACAAUAACAUGUUACUUACUAUAAGAUUACAAAAUAUACAAGAAUGGUGCAACCUCAAAACGUGUUUAAAACUUUUAAUGAACGUUGUA
Messenger RNA from Aedes albopictus (Asian tiger mosquito), 1765 nucleotides. Its product is annotated as transcription factor grauzone. Gene Ontology annotation, molecular function: zinc ion binding; chromatin insulator sequence binding. The transcript has 2 exons. Gene Ontology annotation, cellular component: nucleus; chromosome. The record is from RefSeq and is a predicted model, not a curated record. NCBI's taxonomy places the organism in Eukaryota, Metazoa, Arthropoda, Insecta, Diptera, Culicidae. Bases 99 to 1604 code for a protein of 501 amino acids. Gene Ontology annotation, biological process: regulation of transcription by RNA polymerase II.